Molecule: messenger RNA, 3755 nt
Organism: Ailuropoda melanoleuca (giant panda)
Lineage: Eukaryota; Metazoa; Chordata; Mammalia; Carnivora; Ursidae
Gene: GABRA4
Product: gamma-aminobutyric acid type A receptor subunit alpha4
Exons: 9
Coding region: 192-1859 (555 amino acids)
Biological process (GO): monoatomic ion transmembrane transport; chloride transport; gamma-aminobutyric acid signaling pathway
Cellular component (GO): membrane
Molecular function (GO): GABA-A receptor activity; extracellular ligand-gated monoatomic ion channel activity
Source: RefSeq, a predicted model, not a curated record
CCCUGGCCCGCGUGCACACACGCGCCCACCGCGGCUCGGGCUGGCUGAGCGCGGGCGAGUGUGAGCGCGGGCGAGUGUGAGCGCGAGUGUGCGCACGCCGCGGAGAGCCUCUGCCCUCGCCUCGCACCCUGCUCAGGGCAUCUUGAGAGCCUGGAAACGUGAACAGGCUUAAAGUAUGGCAUGUUGCAAAGAUGGUUUCUGCCAAGAAGGUACCCGCGAUCGCUACGUCCUCCCGGGUCAGUUUCGCCCUCCUGCACUUCCUGUGCCUGGCGGCGUGUUUAAACGAAUCCCCAGGACAGAACCAAAAGGAGGAGAAAUUAUGCCCGGAAAAUUUUACCCGCAUCUUGGACAGCUUACUCGAUGGUUAUGACAACAGGCUGCGUCCUGGAUUUGGGGGUCCUGUUACAGAAGUAAAAACUGACAUAUAUGUCACCAGCUUUGGACCUGUCUCUGAUGUUGAAAUGGAAUACACAAUGGAUGUGUUCUUCAGACAGACAUGGAUUGACAAAAGACUAAAAUAUGAUGGCCCCAUUGAAAUUUUGAGAUUGAACAAUAUGAUGGUAACAAAAGUAUGGACCCCUGAUACUUUCUUCAGGAAUGGGAAGAAAUCUGUUUCACAUAAUAUGACAGCUCCAAAUAAGCUUUUUAGAAUUAUGAGAAAUGGCACUAUUUUAUACACAAUGAGACUCACCAUAAGUGCAGAGUGUCCCAUGAGAUUGGUGGAUUUCCCCAUGGAUGGUCAUGCAUGCCCUUUGAAAUUUGGAAGUUAUGCAUAUCCGAAGAGUGAGAUGAUUUAUACCUGGACAAAAGGUCCUGAGAAAUCAGUGGAAGUUCCAAAGGAGUCUUCCAGCUUAGUCCAGUAUGACUUGGUUGGGCAAACUGUAUCAAGUGAAACUAUCAAGUCCAUUACGGGUGAAUAUAUUGUUAUGACAGUUUACUUCCACCUCAGACGGAAGAUGGGUUACUUUAUGAUUCAGACAUACAUUCCAUGUAUUAUGACAGUGAUUCUUUCUCAAGUUUCAUUCUGGAUAAACAAGGAAUCAGUUCCAGCUAGGACUGUAUUUGGAAUAACCACAGUCCUCACCAUGACCACCCUGAGCAUCAGCGCACGGCAUUCUUUGCCCAAAGUGUCCUAUGCUACUGCCAUGGAUUGGUUCAUAGCUGUCUGCUUUGCUUUCGUAUUUUCCGCCCUUAUUGAGUUUGCUGCUGUCAAUUAUUUUACCAAUAUUCAAAUGGAAAAAGCCAAAAGGAAGUCAUCGAAAGCCCUCCAGGAAAUACCGGCUGCUCCUGUGCGGAGAGAAAAGCCCCCCGAAGCUCCUCUGCAGAACACAAAUGCCAAUCUGAACAUGAGAAAAAGAACAAAUGCCUCGGUUCACUCCGAAUCUGAUGCUGGCAACAGGACUGAGGUGGGAAACCAUUCGAGCAAAUCUUCCACAGUUAUUCAAGGAUGUUCUGAAGCCACAUCGAAGUCUUACUUAGCUUCCAGUCCAAACCCAUUCAGCCAUGCAAAUGCAGCGGAAACAAUAUCUGCCGCGAGAGCACCUCUAGCGGCUCCUCCUUCUACUCCUAGUAGACCUGGGUAUGUGUCCCAACAGGCUUCCAUUGGAUCUGCUUCUACCCGCCGUGUGUUUGGAUCAAGACUGGAGCGAAUUAAGACCACCAUUAAUACCGUAGGGGCUUCUGGGAAGUCGUCAGCCACCACUCCUCCCUCUGUCCCACCACCGUCUGGAUCUGGCACAAGCAAAAUAGACAAAUAUGCCCGCAUUCUCUUUCCAGUAACAUUCGGGGCAUUUAACAUGGUCUAUUGGGUUGUUUAUUUAUCUAAAGACACGAUGGAGAAAUCGGAAAGUCUAAUGUAAUUUUGUUGCUAGAAUAGUUUCCUAAAAGAUGAUGAACUUAAUGCAGAAUGCCUUUUUAAAUGUUUUUAAAGAUAAACCAUUGUUCUUUAUUAGAAUAAAAAGUCUAUGUAAUUUUUACAUUUAAAAAAUUCAAGCCAGUUAUUUGGAGAGUUAAUUCAUUCCUCAGUGAAGAGUGAGCCAUCUUUCAUUGCAGAAAAAUGAUUUGAAUAGAAUCAAUUCAGCAUUCAAAUUAGAUGAAUUGCAGACCAUCCUGGAAAGUUGGGACAAGAGAAAUAGGGCUAUUAGAGAUAUGUGGUACCUAUUUAUGCAUUGAAAUUCGAAAACAGACUAUGACAUUUUAAAAUAUACACUAUGAAUAUCAACCAACCACCCUAAAUUUCCCAGUGGCACUGCCCUUAAUCAGAAUUAUUUGUCGGAUAUCCUAUGAGGUGACCUUUGGAGAUCCUUCUAGUAUCUGCAAGAAAAGGACUUUAUCCUUGUUAAAUGAAACAUUUUUGAAAGGAAAUGGAACAAAACAAAUACUGACCAAUGAGUGAACCCUCUGCUGCAUCAAAAACAAAAACAGAGAUCAGGGGAGAUGUGUUCCCUGUCUUAUGUUGGCCAAACAGGACUUAACACUUGACUUGAAAAUCUGUGCUUUGAGCCAAAGUUUAACUCAUUGUAUGAAUUUUUUUGACAGUAGUUCAUUCAGUUAUGUAUUCUUUAACAUAUACUUAUUCAGAGCCUCCUGCAUUCCAGGCACUAUGCUAUACACUGUCUCUCUAGGAAAGCUCUUUCACCUUUACCUUCGAUAUUACUUGAAUAGUAGAACAGUCAGUGCAUGCUACCGAACCAUAAACUAGCAGAGGACAUUGCAUUCUUUAACAGGAGAAAUCUAUUUAGAGUCUGAGAGCAUCUUGAAAUUAUUUGUUUCUCCUACAUUAUAGAGGGUAACAAAUUAGCACAGCUUCAGCAACUGACUUCAAAAUACAGUGGAAAUGUGUACAGAUUGUUCUCUAAAUAAGAAGCACUGUGUACCUAAGAGUAGAAAUCUGGGCACUAUAAGAUCAUAUAAAUUGUCUCGAAUUUGAUCAGAAUAGUGGGAUAGAAUUUGAUCAGAACCAUAGAAUCAUCAGAAUUAGGAAUUCAACACAAGGCCUUUUAGAUGCUUUUUCCAACACAGAUCUCUAUGGCUGGUGAAAUGCUAAUCUUCUGGAGAGUUUUUGUGUUGGUAGUUUCUUAUUUCUGGGAAGUUUAGCGUUUCGGGGGAGGGCAGUUUUUGUACAGUUUCAUAACAAAGGUGAGUAUUUUAAAAUGAAAAGAGCAGCAAAGGAAUGGAGUAAGGAAGAAAAAUCAUAGCCAAGGGGUAGGAUUCUGCUGACUCUGAUAAGCAAUUUAUCAGGAUUUUCAUGUACUAACUUUUCUUUUUCAUUACAUAGGCUUAACAACUUAAUUGAAUUUCUUGCAGCUGUCUUAUGAGGCUAAAUCUAGGUCUGUUUUUUUGUUGUGUUGCUUCCAGAUUUUUCUUCUUUAUUUCUUUCUUCCUGGUCUGGGUUGUGUGAAUGAAUGUGUUCCAGAUGUUUGGGGGAACAUUUUGAUAAAAAUGGCCACCUUCCAAGCAGAAUCUCUCAUUUUUUAGAAAAGAAAUGAUUUUAAUUAAUUGCUGUUAGUUUUUCAGCUAUUGCAUUGCCUUGGAAUGGUUGUAUAUGAGAACUGUGAAAUGUACAAAUGCCAAAUAUUAGUUGUGAGUCAUAUCUGAGAAUUCCUCUUUGGCUAUCACUUCGAGUAUGUCCUAGAAUCACUAACAAUUUUAAGGCUGAAAGAUGCUUUAAAAAUCAUCCAAUCCAAGUCCUCACUUAUAAAUUGAUACCAGUAAUAUGAGGCCAAAUAAAAUUUGUAUAUAUGUAUAUAUUUAAU